This is a messenger RNA of Atta colombica, 2173 nucleotides long. RefSeq lists its product as uncharacterized. The coding region runs from base 245 to 2173 and encodes 642 amino acids. The record is from RefSeq and is a predicted model, not a curated record. Lineage: Eukaryota; Metazoa; Arthropoda; Insecta; Hymenoptera; Formicidae. The transcript is spliced from 4 exons.
GAUUUGGAAACUCUUUUGAUAGACAAUUAGUUUCAUCGUGAGAUAUUCAACGUGAUGAAGAAAAAAGUGACAUCCUGUAAUAUGACGAAUUUAAUAUGAAGAAGAUCAAAGUUAACAUCUAUGUGCUAUGAGACGGUGGAUUUAGUGCAAUUCAGUAUUCUGUUCCGAGAUCGCCAUGUAAGGAUUAUCACAUCAGGAGAAAAGAGAAGAAGCCUCACUCCGCGUGACACCAGUGUGUCGAGUAAUGCUGAAACACAUCCUGACGGGGCAGCCGUCGUCAACGGGCUCCAGGCAUCAUCACAAUGAUUAUCAGACGAGCUCGGGCUCGUUGCACGGCGGACACCAUCAUCACCACUUACACAACAGCUCGCUGCACCAGGAUCAGCAACAGCAGCAACAGCCGCAGUCGCAGCAACAACCGCAGCAGCAACAGCAUCUUCAUCAUCAUCACUACACCGGAAGCACCGGGACACGCAGUGGUGUCAUCGGGCAUCGCGGUAACAAUAGCGGAGUCGACGUGUACGAUUCCGUGGCGAGACCAACGGCGACAACGGUGUCGAACGCGCAUCAAUCGGCGACGACUCCUUCAUCGACACAUCGGCAUCCGUUGAACCAUUCUCAGCUGAGCGUGAACAAUUUGUCACAACGCCUGAACCAUUCGCAUGCGCUUAACGUAUCAACUCUGUCAACCUCUAAGCAUUCGGUUAACAGCGUUAGUCCGGUCGGUGGCGUCCAUGGCAAUAAUGGUGGCGGUAACAACAAUAAUAACCAUAACGUCUCAGCAAGUCAGUUGGGCCACACCGUAAUCUCGCAAACGAAUGUCUCACAUCAGGAGAGGCCAAAGGCGAACGGCGGCUUCGAUAUCUCCAGGCUAUCGCGAUUACCGAGUCAGACUACACCGUCACCCGCGCCUGCCACAUCUGCACUUCCUGUCGUAGCCAGCCAAGUAGCUGGUGGACCGACAGUGAUACCUCUCAAUGCCUCCUGGUCUUCGUCCCUAUCCAGGAAUCUCCAUCGGAGUGAUGCGGCUGGCGUGAAGGAGAUGCUAACGAGCCUCGGACUGCUCUGUCUGGUAUCCCUACUUUUAGCUCUCCUCUCGGUUAUCUUCCUACUGAAGAUCUCGCCGCUCACUGUCACGUCCAACAGCCUUAUCAGCCCGGAGGAAUUUGUGAUCGUCUACGAGGUCACCCUGGCGUUAUGCGCCCUCGCCCUGUCCCUCAAUCUCUGUUGCCUGCUGGUCUGCGCCAUACAGUUCCUUUUCGCGGUGAAGCUUGUCAAGACCUCGUAUCAGGGUCACCGGAGUAACAAGUACCUGCAAAAAUCGUCCAUCAGCCGCGUGUGCGCCGUCGGAGGUUUUUUCAUUAGUAUCCCUGUCUUCUUAACUGGUAUGAUUUUGUACACUUUCAUCCAGUUCCAUUCGACACCGGCGAUUGUCACGUCGGUCUUCAUCGGCCUUGGCAUUGUGUUUUGCGGAUGUGCUAUGGUUCACAACGUCUUCGUAUGGCAGAAAGAGAAGACGAAUGCGGUAAAAGCGUUUGCCCGCGAGCAAUGCGAGGUUGCGGCACAGCUACAGCGUCAACAGCAGCAGUUGCAACUGCAUCAGCAGCAGCCGCAUCAGCAGGUACAUUCGCAGCAUCAACAGCACCAGCAUCAACAGCAGCAUCACCAUCAUCAUCACCAUCAGCAGCUGCAACUGCGACCGACGCUGCAUAUGGGUUCAAAACUCGGUAGCGGCAGUGGCGGCCCAAUGAGCCAUUCGACCGUCAGUCUGGCCCAACUUAGUCGCGGCCUUCACCAUUCUUAUCAGCAUCAUCCUCACCAGCACCAUUCUCAUCAGCAACGGCACGUGUCCUCCAUGUCGCCACCGUUAUUACUGUCAUCACCGCAUACUGCAUCACAGCAUAAUCAUCUGACGUAUCGUGGUGGUAUCACCGCCGCCGCCGCCGCUGCUGCUGCCGCUGUCGCCGUCACCGCCACACCGUCAACGACACCCGGCGACCGGUCGCCACCGAGUCCCAACGGUGGUGGCGGCGGCAGCAGCAAGCUCAACAGGUCGCAGCACUUACCGCGUGAAAUCAGCGGCAGCGUGAGCCCGGGCCUGCCAGCGGCUACGCUUGAUCUGAGUAGUGCCGCUACUACCAACAGUCCACAUGAAUUGUCGACUCUUGUUUAA